ACUGCCGAAUGAAUCAGUGGUGUGUUUUGAGGUUUUUUUCUUCGUCUUCUUUGGUUAGACCCGCCAGAUAAUUCGAUCAGUUUUGUCGGUCCGGUCAGGGUCGAAGUAACGGAAGUCGACUGUAUUCGUGCUUGCACACAGCUGCCAACUUUCCCGAAUUUUCCGUAAAGAUUGAGGCCCGUAAAUUUUCAUAAGCUUGGGAUUGUUCUCAGAUUUUAUGAAUGUUGCAUGAAGCUUUACGGAACAUAAAUUCUGUCAGCGAAAAUAAAUUUUAAAGGGGCCCUGAACCACUCUUUAUCAAGAAAGGCAUUUGAAGUUAAAAUUGACUAUUUAAGAAAUACUUUGCCGCAAAAAGUACUUCAGUGCAUUCAGCAGAAGUGGAGUUUUCAAGCAUUUGGAGAUCGCCUAUGAUCCUCUUCGUGGUGCUCUUGCACCUUCAAUGCCUUGCACUGCGAAGGCCACUGCGGAGCGGGGCGUGCCCACAAUGCUCCCCGCCUACUGAACGUCACCGUGGCAUGCACUUCAAACUUUAUUUUGGUUGUUCACGUAGACACCACUAUUUCCAUUUUGGUACCUACGUCGUGCCAAGUGCGGUUGUCCUCAGCAAGCCGCAGUGCGCCAAGCGAGCGGACUCGUUGCGGGACCCCGUACCGGCCACAGUAUGUAAUCUACAUAGCAAACCGCAGCUCAGCGUUUGCUUCGUGCACGACAGGGCUUGAGUGCAUGCUUGCACUCAUAUGCUCCAGUCUGGCCAUGCUACUUGGUGCGGACCGGCUCUAUCCUGCACCAGCUUGACCGACAGAUAGUAGCCAUGUCCAACUUGCACAUGUUGAAGCGCUAUCAAUAGCUCAAUAAGAAGCCAAGUGUGCCAAGGCAUCCAACCAGGAGCGGCCAGGAGUGAGCGUGCACUGGUUUCCAAGGAACCAUGAGCUGAAAGCAAAGUGGAUGAAAGUCAUAGGCCGCAAGCAGUGGCCAUCAAAAUGGUGGACGGCAGUCUGCUCCGACCACUUCGCCCCCGAAGACUUCGUCAGCGGCCAUGCAGCUCUGGGCAUGCUGAAGCCAAAGGCUGUCCCGUCAGUGUUUUGGGACAAAGGCUCUCCUGUGGUCACUCAAGCUCGCCGCGCUCCGAGAAAGCUUCCCGCCGGUAGCAGCCGCAUCCAGACGAUCGACACAGCUAGCCCACACGGGGAAGAAACAAACGCGCCCGAGUCCUCGGCGCUCGCGGAGGCGAGCACUUUCAUCGUCGUUGCGCUGAACUCUCCAACGACCUCAGCUGAUGUACCUUCGACACCUGUCAGAACGAGUGGCAAUGACUCCUCUCAUCACGAUGUAGCGGCCACUGCGCAUCAAACGACAUCGGGCGAACAGCCAAAAGGGCUGGCGAUGACAGGACCUACCUUGCCGCAUGAAAGCGCGCCAAACUUAGGUGUCCAAGACGUUGCGGAGUGCGGACGGCAACAGAAAGUGCUGAUGGUGCGAACUGCCACUUCAGACGAGCGUGAGUCAAGUACUUUGCAAGUAAUGGAGCCUGAGCCACAGACAGGAGCUGCAGAGAAACCGGCAGCCGCGCCGGAGGCACAUCAGUCGGGCGCCCAGCAAGCUGAUGGACAGCUCGUGACAGCUCCAACAACACCGGCUGGUGCCCAGCAGGUAGUGACAGCUCCGACGUCACCGACUAAAGCCCAGCCCUGUAACCCAGCCGUAACAGCCCUGUCCUCACCAGCUAGUGCCCAGAAACUUAUGACACCCCCAACAACACCGGCUAGUUCUCGGCAGCCUGUGACCGCUCCGACACCAGCUAGUGUGCCACAGCUUGGGGCACCUCGGCUGACACCAGCUUGUUCUCGGCAACCUGUGACCGUUCCGACACCGACUAAAGCUCAGCAGCUUGUUACGGCGCCAACAACACCGGCUAGUUCUCGGCAGCCUGUGACCGUUCCGACACCGACUAAAGCCCAGCAGCUUGUGACAGCUCCAACAACAACGGCUAGUUCUCGGCAGCCUGUGACUGCUCCGACACCAGCUAGUAGUGCCCAGCAGCCAGUGACAGCUCCAACAACACCGGCUAGCACGAAGUCGCCAGAACUGCAGCGUCGGGAGCUUGCAAACAAAAUAUCUGACGCAGGCGCCGAGUCCAACCACCAGCCUAGUGAGAAUGCUUCUGAAGGUGUGUGCGACGUUUGCCAGCGCACUUUCCAGAGGAAAGACUUGACUAAGAUUUUUGUAGAAAUUCGCAAGCGGCUUGUAGGAAAGUAUCCUCAAGGGCAAUGUUCCCCGUUCAUGCUCUGCGCGGAGUGCAAGGAACCCCUUCUGCAAGCUGCAGCAACGUCUGAUACAUCAGCUGGCAGCACCAGUAAAACACAGCGCAAGGACAUCGUUGCAAAGCUGCGCGAGCGUGCGCUCAACUCGCAAGUAACGACAUGGACAUCCGAUGAAGUUGUAUCUGUGGACUUUGAGCAACCAGCAGAAUCUCCAAGCUCAGCGCCCGUGCAGGACAAACCAGUAGGCACUAGUUCUCCAUCUGCUGUGAGUGUGGGGAACCGAAGCGUUGCAAACAAGCAGCUCACAAAUUCAGAUGGUGCUGUGUUGAAGUGCUGUGUUCCUUCCUGCACAAACCGCUCCGACGAGCCCAGGCAUCAGCCGCUGGCAUUCUACAGGUUUCCAAGAAGUGUUGCUCUCAAGAAACAGUGGGCGGAGGCGAUGGGCCGCACAGGCUGGCUGCCAUUGCAGACGACCGUCAUGUGCUCUGACCAUUUCAGACCAUCUGAUUUAACCAACGGGUGCCCGCUUUCUGGAGUCCCUAAACCUAAAGCUGUUCCAAGCAUCUUUGAGGGCAAAACGUCUGCAGAGAUCACGUUGGAGAGCGAUGAGAGGACACCAGGAGAACAGUCGGUCCCCUCUGACCGCAGUGGCUGGAAAAUGGUAUCAUUGCUUCCGGAGAACACAGCCACCAGAGGCAGAGGCAGAGGCAGGGGUAGAUGUUCCAGCGAAACGUCCAACAAAUCCACUGGGACAAGAGGCGCCGCCGUAAAGCGAAUUUUAAGCAAGGCAUCGCCUCCUAUCAUUGAAAAGAAGAGGAAGAAGGCAUCACCCCCACUCACAUUCAAGGACAUCAUGGAAGUGGACACAUCCAGCUUCUGGCUGAAGACCUUAAGCAACAGGAUGGUGAACUUUGUCCACAUCGUGCACCGACCCAUGCCGUGCAUCACCCGAUCAGUGACGGUCUCGCCUGACAUGUCCGUGAUGGUGGCCGUCGAGAAUGCGCGCCUGAGCCUGCUGCCGUGCGGCACACCGGUUCCCUAUAAGGUUGACAGUGUCGAGACAUUGCAGGGUCUCCUGCAGAGGGUCGAGAAGCUCGACGACAGUGCGCGAAAUGACAACUGGCAGCUGCGUAAGCAGAGCACGCUGAAACUUGUUGGCCACUUGCUGCAGGAAGUGUGUCGGGAAGUGGGCAAUGCGGACUGCCAGAUUGGAGUGCUCAGCUCAAUCAGAGACCAAGUUAACGAGCUCUUGUGAAAGGGCUCUGCCAGAGUGGAGUCAUUGCCUGUGGGACCCUGCAGCGACUUUGUAAUUUACACUUGGGCAGUGCAUUCAGCGUGUUUCGUGUAUACUUUCAUCUACCAUCUUGUUUCCAACCCGCGUGAACCCCAUUGCAGUCCAAAGUCAAACUCACGAGUGUCUGGACUGUGGUAAUGUUUGAUUGCUUGUGUGUGCGACUGUCGCUCUAGAGUAGGGGUUCUCGAACGUUGUGGCCUUGCGGAACCCUGCCAGCUUUCCCAGAGUGCCGUGGAACUCCUCCCCUUUCCAGCGAUGUCUUAGUGAACACUCACUAAAAGGGCUUGAUAACGCUUUUAAACAAAUCCCAAAUGGGUCACCACUGUACACAUACGGCAGUGACCAAACGCUUGAAUAGAACAAAAAAACCUACCUUUUCGAAAUGAGCGCCGCCUGGCAUCGUAAAGAGGUGCUGCAAACUCCGGUGACUUCUAGAAAAAUUUCUUGAAUGUGUAGCCGCCCCUUGGCUUCCAGCAAACCAAAUUAUUUGUUUUAUGGUGGCUGCCACCACGGUAGUUUGGGAGUAUUCCCGCUUUGCCUAGUUUACUGCCACAUGCAGUCAUGCAGGGGGAGGCCCUGUCCCCUUCCAAGAAGCAGAGGGGGGUCUGCCAGUGCGUUAGCGAGACACUAGCCAAAAUAGCACCGCUGCCACAUCUGUGCGUGCUGUCCGUCAUUUUCAGUCAGGCAUGUUGUCUUUAAUCUUGACAGCCAUCUCUCUUGGGGAGGGACUUAUGAUACAUGGACAAGCAAUCUUUUUUUUCCUUUGCCACUCCCCACAACGCAAUGCAGCAUGUGCCGACCAUACAGUUACCGCUCUUGCCACUUUGCGGUGUAAAUGACGCCUACACGCAAACGAAGUGUCGGAUGAACAGAUAUUUAUAUUUUGCAAACAAAUGUCGCAAGUCAUUCUUGCUGUGGAAUGUACCGUAUACACUUGUGUAAGGGCCGCCCUUUUUUUCAGUGAUUUUGAUGGGGUGUGGCCCGUCCAUGGAAGUGUGAAAUUUUUGUUAAAUUUCCGAUCCACGUAUGGAAAAACCUGUUUAAUCGUGCCAUAUAUACCUAACGAAGGGAUAUCUGGCGUCUAGCUGUGGACAUCCUCCUUGCUAGAUGUCUUCAUCGGUAUGGCUCCCUCCCCUUUCCAGCGAUGUCUUAGUGCACGUUCAUUUAUCCAAUCGUCCUCGGUGCCGUCCAUGGCAUUGGAAAUCCCGGUGACCUUAAAACUCUUUACAAUAAUGUCCGUGGACACGCACGCCAAGCGUUUAAAAUCCAAGAGCAGACCAGCUGAAGUGACGCCCUCCUUAGUCGUCCGGUCAGUGUUUUCUCGUGAUGCCAUCCAUUCAGAGUACUGGCGUCUGAAUUCUGCCUUUGAACCGCCUAUUAAUAGACACAUCCAGUGGUUGCAGCAUGCUUGUUAAACCGCCGGGGAUGACCGCCAUAGGCUACGAGCUUCUGCAAGACGAGCCUUCACGCGCUCUGAGGUGGCCAUGAAAGCUGUCCAAUACGAACAGGGCCUUCCGUUGCAGCAGGCCUCCCGGCCGGUUAGCCCACACCCUUUUCACCCAGUCCUCCACUAGUUCAUCGGACAUCCAGUGCUUUUCUUGCACUCUGAUGAUUAUUCCAUUCGGGAAGCUCUCCUUGGGCAGCGUCUUUCGCUUAAAACACUACGUACGGGGGGAGGUUCCUUCCGUCCGCUGUGACAGAUAGCAUUACAGUGCAACGCUAAUGCUUGGCACUGGACAUGCGCACAAGGACGCUCUUCGCGCCGCUUUGGUUGACCGUCGUGUUCUGAGGAGCAUAGAACCAAACAGGCGUUUGGUCCGCGUUUCCUAUCUGGUCUAGGUGGUACUCGUGCUCCGCUCGCAGCGCGUUAACAAAGCGGUGAAACUUGAUCACUUUGUCAUCGUACUUGCGUGGAAGUCUUUGGCAGAGUGUCGUCCGGUGGCGGAUGCUGAGUUGUCGCUUCAUAAAUCUCCAAAGCCAUCCCUCGCUUGCCUUGAAAUCCAUAGGUGAAAUGUUCAUGUGGCGUGCGAUUGCAAGGGCCUUGACACGAAGCAUCUUGGUUGACAACGUGUAGCCGUCUUUCGCGAUGUCCAUGACGUAUUUCAUGAGCUCCUUCUCGAGUGUUGGAAAUUUGCAAGGCUUGCCGCAGAAUGCUUUCCUAGUCUUGUUUUUUGCGGCCAGCUCUUCCUUUUGGUCGCACCACCGACGCACGCACUUGCCGUUGACGUCGGAAUUGCGGCUGGCUGCACGUUUUCCAUUCUGUUCGGCGUAUGCGACAACUUUGAAUGUUGCAUGCAGCAUCGUACGUGGUUAAGCGUUUUUUCUUUUCCAUCGCAAGCGGUUGUGCUAUAGACAGUUGUCAAAAUGAAUGGCGGCACAAAGGAUCAAUGGCGCCGGUGAGAAAAGCGACAAGAUCUCCCAGGUAGCGCCGCGUGACGAAGCCGCAGAGCAGCUAUUGACAUCUGGUGGCUCCCGCGAAAUGUGUCGUACGCGAGACGCGACGACGGCCAUUUGCUGGUGAGAUUUUUUUUUCAAAAUUUGGAUUGCCAAGUUGGGGAGUGGCCUUUACACGAGCGCCGCCCUUAGCUGAGUGUAUACGGUAUUCAAUGUACCCAUCACAACACUAAGCGUAAGUGUUGUGAAGCCCGACAGGUAGCGGUGUCCCUGUGCACAUUGCAAUGCUUUCCACAUGGUUUUAUUCUGGAUAAGGCAAAAACUGGCGCAGUGCGGUAGCGAACCAGCUUGCAUCGAAAUAGCGCCAUUCUAACACCAACGCGAUUCAACCACAAAUUAUGCGGGAAUGCGCCCUGCGUGUUCAUUACGAUGUUGUGUUUAAACAAGCAAUAUUGUCAUUCGUCUGCAACGAAAUUCGACCAGGCAGACACUGCUAAAUUUGGAAGGUGUCUACACAAGUGCAGCUUGCAGAAAAUCCAAGUUGAUUCCUGCUCACGUGGUACAAGCUCGCCUCACAAACACGAAUUAAAGGCAUGGACACAAUGGGCCCACGAAUCUUGCACUCAGAAGUCCUGUGUGCCGCUGUCGUGUGCAUGUCUCAAAGACUGCUGAAGUGUGCUUGUGGAGUGCGAUAGCUUCAUUAAAUCCGAAAUGUAAUAUAAGAUUUCUUCUCACUGAACCCAAUUUGAUAACCCCUGCUCUAGAGGAAAGCAGUGAUCUUGUAAAUUAUCAUUAAAACAUGUUUGUCAAGUUUCGCUCAUUGCGUGA
Molecule: messenger RNA, 6777 nt
Organism: Dermacentor silvarum
Lineage: Eukaryota; Metazoa; Arthropoda; Arachnida; Ixodida; Ixodidae
Product: mucin-5AC
Exons: 7
Coding region: 946-3516 (856 amino acids)
Source: RefSeq, a predicted model, not a curated record